Molecule: messenger RNA, 1022 nt
Organism: Salvia hispanica
Lineage: Eukaryota; Viridiplantae; Streptophyta; Magnoliopsida; Lamiales; Lamiaceae
Source: RefSeq, a predicted model, not a curated record
UUUCAUCUUCUUCCUUCCUCUUCCUCUCAAAUUGCCCAACAGUUCCACGCUCCUCUUUUCCAAUUUUGAGAUUCUUCUAUGACGAAUACAGGAAUUCCACUCCAAAAUCCCCAAUUUCCAAAACCCCUUCGCAAUCGACCUUCCCCCGCCGCCGCCGAUGCCGCCGCGCCACCACGACUUCGAAAAAUCGAUUGGGCUAUAGCCCUAAUCGACUCGAUCGCCGACGAUUUGGGCGGCGGCGAUUGCCGAUUCCCGAAGCCGAUUAAUCUGCUGGCGCUGAAGAAGCAGAUUCUGGAGAUCAGCAGCUCGAUUUCGGCGGCGGUGAGUGAGCAAUCGCCGAGAUCGCCGGCGGAUUUUGGGAUCAAGACGCGGGGGUUGCAGGUGACGAGCCCGAGCCCAUUCGGCGGCGGCGGAGGGAAGGGUUUUGUGCGGCAGCUGUCGCUGAAGGAGACGGAGAUGUCGGAGUAUUACACGUGCAUGAUCAAGCACAGCCCCAAUCCAGAAACUAAACAUAUCUACGAUGACUGCAUUUUGGAUGAUCACGAUCCAAAAUUGGAUCUUUCGCAGCCCCAAACUGGUAUUAGCUUUCCUUUUCCAGUUAAUGUUUAUCCAUUGUUGGGGCAGAUCAUGUUUUUGGCUUUCCGUUUCAAGGAGGUGGAACUGUGGGGCAAUUUGAGAGGUAGAGGAAGAAGUUGAUCUAAUUAGAGAAUUAAUUAGGGAGUAAAAAAUCAGAAUAAAGUUUAAUUUGGUCAAAAUUGGAGUUGACCAUUAGUUUUUAACGGAAAUAUUGACGGAGGACUAAAAUGAUCAAAUUUCUACAUGUGCAGGACCAAAAAAUCCAAAAGAUAAUGUUUAAGACCAAAAACGUAAAAUGACCAUAUGUUCAAGACCAAUUUUGGCCUUUACUCUUUAGAAUUUCCUGCCACUGAUAUUGCCAAUCAAAAGUAAUAAAUUUACAUAUUUUUGGUUUGUUGGCUACUUCGACAGUCGUUACGUUUUUUAGUUCCCUAAACCUGUAUAGC